AUGUCUCGUUCGAUAGGCGGAAUGAGAUCUUUUUCCACAGCAGCCUCCUCCCUCCUGGCAGAUGCCACUGCAGCAUCCCAAUCAAUCCGUCAGCCCUCCUCCUUCCAAGUAUUCCGCGAUGUCCCUCAAUUGCGCCAAUUGCGCCGACAGCUGUUGCAAAAGGACCGGACCGUGGGGUUCGUUCCGACUAUGGGCGCCCUGCAUGAGGGCCACCUUUCUUUGAUCCGAGAGGCCGCCCGCGAGAAUACAGACAUCUUCGUGAGCAUCUAUGUCAAUCCGACCCAAUUUGGCGUGACCGAGGACUUGUCAAGCUACCCCCGCACAUGGGAUAGCGACGUGGCCAAGCUGGAGGAGUUAAACAAGGAGCUGGCUCAAACGGAAGCCACAGCUGGUCCAGAAACUGGCAAGGGGCGCAUCACGGCUAUCUUUGCGCCGACGUCCAAGGUCAUGUACCCGGGCCUGCCUCCCUCGUCCGAGAUUGAGGGACAUGGUUCGUUUGUCACCAUUACCCCUCUCUCAAGCAAGCUGGAAGGUGGUUCGCGGCCGGUCUUCUUCCGAGGUGUGGCAACCGUCUGCAUGAAGCUCUUCAAUGCCACAACCCCGGACCGCGUCUACUUCGGCCAGAAGGAUGUGCAGCAGACCGUGAUCAUCAAGCGGAUGGUGCAGGAUUUCCUUGUUGGCACGGAAGUGCGCAUUGUGGACACAGCUCGUGAGGAGGACGGCCUGGCGAUGAGCUCCCGGAAUGUUUACCUGGGUGCUCGGCGGCGAGCUGUCGGACUCACUGUCUACAGAUCACUGAAGGCCGCUGCCGACGCAUACCAAUCGGGUAAGACAUCCCGCGCAGAUAUCCUGGGGGCCGCACAUGGUGAAGCGCAGCGUGUCAUCUCCGAACAGCAAGUUCUUUCACCCUCGGAACGGUCGCUCUUCCAAGUUGACUAUAUCUCCCUCGCCGACCCGGACACCUUGGAUGAAUUGGAGAUUGUCAAUCCCACAAAGGGUGGUGUCUUGAGCACUGCUUUCAAGAUGGCCCCGUUGGAGGAGACGAAGCCCAACGAGGACUGUGGAUUGGGCGAUGGCCAAGUAGCCGUGCGCUUGAUUGACAACCUCAUUCUGCAACCCCGGGCGUGA
This is a messenger RNA of Penicillium alfredii, 1128 nucleotides long. Its product is annotated as pantoate--beta-alanine ligase PAN6. The coding region runs from base 1 to 1128 and encodes 375 amino acids. Lineage: Eukaryota; Fungi; Ascomycota; Eurotiomycetes; Eurotiales; Aspergillaceae. Gene Ontology annotation, biological process: pantothenate biosynthetic process. The transcript has 2 exons. The record is from RefSeq and is a predicted model, not a curated record. Gene Ontology annotation, molecular function: pantoate-beta-alanine ligase activity.